UCGGCACCAGGCUAGCACCAGGCUAGCACGGAGAGUCAGUCGAGGGCUCUGCUCCCUUUCACCCCGGCUCGGUCACACUCACCGCCCGCACAUUCCAGCACCAUGGCUGCUACGGACGUAGACGUGUUCUCGAAUGAAGAGAAGCGUAACCUGACUUUGGGCGGCCAUGUUGGAUUCGACAGCCUCCCUGACCAACUUGUCAGUAAAUCGGUCACUCAGGGAUUUUGUUUUAACAUCCUCUGUGUAGGGGAGACUGGUAUUGGCAAGUCGACAUUAAUGAACACACUUUUCAACACUAUGUUUGAGAACGAAGAGGCGAGCCAUUACCAGAACGGCGUGUACCUUCGGCCACGGACUUACGACCUUAAAGAAAGCAACGUCCACCUCAAACUGACGAUUGUUGAUAGUGUUGGCUUCGGUGAUCAGAUCAACAAAGAGGACAGCUACAAGCCCAUCGUUGACUACAUCGACACUCAGUUUGAAAACUAUCUCCAGGAGGAGCUGAAGAUCAAGCGCUCGCUGUUUAACUACCACGACACCAGGAUCCACAUUUGCCUUUAUUUCAUCGCCCCAACAGGACACUCCCUCAAGUCUCUGGACCUCGUUACCAUGAAGAAACUGGACAGCAAGGUCAGCAUCAUUCCCAUCAUUGCCAAAGCGGACACAAUCUCCAAGAGUGAGCUCCAUAAAUUCAAGAUAAAGAUCAUGAGUGAGCUGGUGAGCAACGGCGUCCAGAUUUAUCAGUUCCCGACCGACGACGAAACCGUGAGUGAGAUCAACGCCUCCAUGAACGCCCAUCUGCCGUUCGCUGUGGUGGGCAGCUUGGAAGAGGUCAAAGUGGGGAACAAAACAGUGAGAGCCAGACAGUACCCCUGGGGUGUUGUGCAAGUUGAGAACGAGAGCCACUGCGACUUUGUCAAACUCCGAGAGAUGCUGAUCAGGGUGAAUAUGGAGGAUCUGAGGGAGCAGACCCAUGCCCGCCACUACGAGUUGUACCGGCGAUGCAAGCUAGAAGAAAUGGGAUUCAAAGAUACUGACCCCGACAGCCAGCCGUUCAGCCUGCAGGAGACGUAUGAAGCAAAGAGGAAAGAGUUCUUGGGCGACUUGCAGAGCAAAGAGGAGCAAAUGCGACAAAUGUUCGUCAACAAAGUAAAAGAGACGGAAGCAGAGCUGAAAGAAAAGGAGAGAGAGCUGCAUGACAAGUUCGAGCAGCUGAAGCGGAUGCAUCAGGAGGAGAAGAGGAAGGUGGAGGAGAAGCGGAGAGAUCUGGAGGAGGAGAUGAACGCCUUCAACAGGAAGAAGGUGGCAGCCGAGACACUCUCCUUAUCUCAGCCGCUCAAGAAAGACAAGGACAAGAAAAAUUAAUUUAUGGGCGCUGUAAACCCCCCCACACACGACCACGGAUUUGUCCUCCAUCACCAUAGCAACGUCAACACCUGUUUAUGUUUUGUUUUUUUUGUUUGUUCUCUUUUUGACAUUCCAUCUUACAUUGUGCACAUGGACCAAAGACACUGAGGAUGAUGAUGAUCAUGAUGAAGCCACAGGGGAGAAAAGAAUGAAAGAUGGUGAGAGAUAAUCAUCAGCCAACAGUGGCCGUCUCAUUUAGUCAGGAUCAUUCAUUCCGUUUGUUUUGGACACUUUUUAUAUAUAUAUAUAUAUAUAUAUGCAUUUUGUUUUCCUAUGUUGUGAUUUUCUGUUUUGUUUCAGUUAUUCAUACAGAAACAAGAGAUUAUAACCCCGUCAACCCCUUUUCAACUUUUUGGUACUACAGUGUAACACACCAGGGUCGAAUAUUUGAAACCGAGGCUGAUUAUAAAGAUGGACGACGCGUCUCCACUUCCUCAUUUUGUACAAAAACAUUAAGCCAAACAAUCCUUGGUUUGGCUCCUGCCAUCUUGUUCUCCUCACGCCAGAGUCCGUAACCAGAUCUGCAGUUUGGAGGUGUUUGUAUCCAGGAUAUUUCAGCUUCAUCUCUGGGGGAGGAAGUGGACACAUGUCGCACAUCUUUGUCAACACUCAAUGAGUAUUUGAUAAAAUCCUUAGGUCUGACAUUUAUAUUGAAGACACAAUUGAAAUCAAGUCUUUCUUAAGGUUUUUUUAUCUGAAUAUCUCAAACUGUUUGAAAAGUUGUCCUGGUGUGUCUGUUUACCUUUUUGUUUGAGACUUUAGAUUUAAUGCAUUUCACAGGAGAAUAAAUCCCUGUAUCCAAUGAGCCCAAAUAAUCCAUUUUAAUAGCAAUAUAAAACUGAGUACCUGUAUAUUGUAUAAUUAACUGCAUAUACGUCGGUACUGACGACCUAAACCUUAGUCUUAACUCUUAAUAAAAGUGUAUGCAAUA
Molecule: messenger RNA, 2338 nt
Organism: Limanda limanda (common dab)
Lineage: Eukaryota; Metazoa; Chordata; Actinopteri; Pleuronectiformes; Pleuronectidae
Gene: septin8a
Product: septin 8a
Exons: 10
Coding region: 103-1365 (420 amino acids)
Biological process (GO): cytoskeleton-dependent cytokinesis
Cellular component (GO): microtubule cytoskeleton; cell division site; septin complex
Molecular function (GO): molecular adaptor activity; GTP binding; GTPase activity
Source: RefSeq, a predicted model, not a curated record